Messenger RNA from Equus quagga, 925 nucleotides. RefSeq names its product NADH:ubiquinone oxidoreductase core subunit V2 (gene NDUFV2). The transcript is spliced from 8 exons. Gene Ontology annotation, biological process: mitochondrial electron transport, NADH to ubiquinone. The coding region runs from base 115 to 864 and encodes 249 amino acids. Gene Ontology annotation, molecular function: NADH dehydrogenase activity. Lineage: Eukaryota; Metazoa; Chordata; Mammalia; Perissodactyla; Equidae. The record is from RefSeq and is a predicted model, not a curated record.
CGCACCGCCCAGGACGCGCUAGGCCUGGGCUCGGGAGCGCGCACGCCGUGCGUCCCAGGCUCGCUCGGGAUUCUCGCCUGGUGGCGCCCUGAAAGGCGCGCAGGUUGGUCCGCCAUGUUCCUCUCCGCGGUGCUCAGGGCCCGGGCGCCGGGCCUCGCCGCCCAGUGGGGAAGACAUAUAAGGAAUUUGCAUAAGACAGCUGUGCAAAAUGGAGCUGGAGGAGCCUUAUUUGUGCAUAGAGAUACUCCUGAGAAUAACCCAGAUACUCCAUUUGAUUUCACACCAGAAAACUAUAAGAGGAUAGAAGCAAUUGUAAAAAACUAUCCUGAAGGGCAUAAAGCAGCAGCAGUGCUUCCAAUCCUGGAUUUAGCCCAAAGACAGAAUGGAUGGCUGCCCAUCUCUGCUAUGAACAAGGUUGCAGAAGUUUUACAAGUACCUCCAAUGAGAGUAUAUGAAGUAGCAACUUUUUAUACAAUGUACAAUCGGAAGCCAGUUGGAAAGUACCACAUUCAGGUCUGCACUACUACCCCUUGCAUGCUUCGAAACUCUGACAGCAUACUGGAGGCCAUUCAGAAAAAGCUUGGAAUAAAGGUUGGAGAGACCACACCUGACAAACUUUUCACUCUUAUAGAGGUGGAAUGUUUAGGGGCCUGUGUUAAUGCACCAAUGGUUCAGAUAAAUGACAACUACUAUGAGGAUCUGACACCUAAGGAUAUUGAGGAAAUUAUUGAUGCACUCAAGGCUGGCACAAUUCCAAAACCUGGGCCAAGGAGUGGACGUUUCUCUUGUGAGCCAGCUGGGGGUCUUACCUCUUUGACUGAACCACCCAAAGGACCUGGCUUUGGUUUGCAAGCAGGCCUUUAAUUUAUAUUCAUCUGUAAAUAUGUCACUGGAGAAAUAAAAUAGGAAUCUCCUCUCUCCAUAA